GGAAGCGGGGGCGGUGGGGGGGCGGCAGCACCUAAGACGUCAACGCCUGCGAUGGCCGGACGCAAUGGACAGGAUCAACGUCGGUGCUGCCAGGAGACCGGCUGCACAACACCGCCAUCGUAUGGCAAAGCUCCCCGCAAGAAGGCCAAGUUCUGCCCGAAGCACCGCAAGCAGGGUAUGGUCAACGUUGACAAGAGGUGCGGCCAUCGAGGGUGUAGCAAGCGUCCGGGUUUCGGCAUGGACGGCAGCAGGCAUGGCUUCUGCAACAGGCACGCUCAGCGAAGAAUGGUGCAUCAAUUUGGUCGCAAAACAGAGGUCGCAGCUCGUGAUAUAGCUCGCCAUGUGCUGUUAUUCCAUUCGUCAACCACCGUUAAAUGAUGUGGAUUUCACGAUUGGUAAGUCCACAAGCGUCCUGCCCUCGUCGUGGUUUGGUGGUCCUGGUAUUUAUUGUUUUUUGUCACGGUACUAUCGUUUGGGCCAUGCGCUCAGGUAGCAAAGCAACGUCAACCGGCGCCAAAAUGACUGCUGUUCGCCCCGUUUAUUUCUUCGACUUUUACAAUGUCGGCAAGAAAGUGGUACACAAUACUGGUCAUGGUGGGGGUUUCACGUAA
This is a messenger RNA of Ectocarpus siliculosus, 611 nucleotides long. The record is from the annotation of a GenBank genome assembly. Lineage: Eukaryota; Phaeophyceae; Ectocarpales; Ectocarpaceae.